Molecule: messenger RNA, 1905 nt
Organism: Archocentrus centrarchus (flier cichlid)
Lineage: Eukaryota; Metazoa; Chordata; Actinopteri; Cichliformes; Cichlidae
Product: visinin-like
Exons: 4
Coding region: 303-884 (193 amino acids)
Molecular function (GO): calcium ion binding
Source: RefSeq, a predicted model, not a curated record
UUUGGUCAGAUGCUCAUCCCCCUUAAAUCCCGCGUUAACAGACUUAACCUAGUCAACUUACCCUAGAUGUACUCUCUCCCCGAGCCUAUAUCUUUCACUGUCUUAGUGUCGAGAGAGACACUCGAUUCCCCAACCUUCAUCUGCUCACACAUCACACAGUUUUCUGUCUGGUUUUUAACAUCAAAAGAAGACAUCAAGCCAGUAAGCAGUAAUAUUUUGGACAAAGAAGAGCGUCAUUUGGCACAGGACAAGUACUAGUCAGGCAGCUUAACACAUUACUAAGGCAAUAAAAAGAAAGUACAAUGGGAAAUGCAACCAGUAGCGCGCUAUCAAAGGAGAUCCUGGAGGACCUCAAACUCAGCACAAAAUUUACUGAGGAAGAAAUCUCCCAGUGGUACGAGAACUUUCAGAAGCAGUGUCCGACAGGACGCAUCUCACCGGAGGAGUUUGAGGAGAUCUAUGCCCGCUUCUUCCCUGAGAGUGAUCCUAAGAGCUACGCGAGACAUGUAUUUCGCUCCUUUGACACCAAUGAUGACGGCACUUUAGACUUCAAGGAGUACAUCAUCGCACUACACAUGACCUCCACUGGGAGGACAACCCGAAAACUGGAGUGGGCCUUCUCCCUAUUUGACGUAGACAAGAACGGAUACAUCACCAAGUCAGAAGUCAAGGAAAUAUGCCAUGCCUUGUUUAAGCUGAUCCCCAAAGAGGACCACUGCAAACUACCAGAGGAUGAAAACACACCUGACAAGCGAGCCAAGAAGCUGUGGGGUUACUUUGAAAAGAAAGACAAUGAUCGACUGGCUGAAGGAGAGUUCAUUACAGGAGUGAUUGAAAAUGAGAAUGCAAUGCGUCUGAUCCACUACGAUCCAGUAAAACAUUAAAUCUCCCUCUAUUCCUAUAUUCCUCCUCUUUCCCCGCUUUUAUUGUUUUUAUUAUUAAACUACUUUCUUUUUUUAAAACAUACUUUUCCCUCUUCCUCCUCUCAGUAUCAGAUGCUUUCUCUAUCCUCUUCAUUAAAUUACUUAGGCCCUGCAUGUAAAUAACGAUUCCUGCAGUUUCUUUAAAUUUGUGUGUUACACAUAUGUAUACAUAUGUAAGUAUCAUGCUUAAUUGUUAGCCGGUUAUACUUUUUUUGUUAGAAAUUUGAAAUAUCCUCCAGUAUUGUAAAUUACUCAAAAAAAAUAAAAUAAGAAUCGUCUCAUUCAUCUGGGCUUUGGAAGUCCAUUUAUCUUUCUCUCCUGGAAAACAAUAAAAUCUCCUUUGACCUAGAAACACACUGUACAUUAUAAUGCUAGUGGUUGAUAAAAUUUGCACUCUAGGUUUUAAAUUUUCUGUUGUAUUAAUCCCAGACAGUAAAUCCAAGAUUAUCUCAAAUGUAUAACCUACAAAUAUUAAAGGUAAAUUUAAGUAAUUUUUUUGGCAUUUGUAAGAAAAACAAUGUUACCUAUACAAUUUUAUGUGAAACAUAAUAUAUAACAGGAGCUUAAUGCACGUUUGUACACCAUUGUUUCCUUGAAACUGGUGUUUUAAUGUUGCAGAUAUUUGUGGGUGUGUGUGUGUGUGUGUGUCUCUGCAUUUCUUUCCAACUUUCAUUCUGACCCCCCACAAGCCGCUCCUCUCUUGCUUCACUCUCCUCCCUCUGUUCCUCCUCCUCUCCAUCCAACUCGGGAUUACUGGUUUACACAUAAUCUUCUGUUCAACAUCAGGGAGCAGACUUUUCAAAAUCUCUGUAAUCUUUCCAUCUCUAUGGGUUUGUCUGUGCAUCUCCAGAGAGGCUGUGUUUGUAGUAGCUUCUGGUAUACAUGCAUUGCUUCAAAAUUCUGUAUCUCUUAAAAGUUUCUAACCAGAGAAGGAAGACCUUUAUUGUAACACGCAGAAAAUAAAAUGUGUAUUUUCUCUGUA